CACACACUGGCGCGCGCGGAUGGGCGGUGAAAGUCAGCGUGCGAGCAGCUGCCAGCCAGCCCGUGCAACUUUGUGCGCAUGUUCUCGUGCUUGGAUGGUGAAGCUGUGCAGGUCUUCCUCAUCAUUGCAUGCUUGAUGUCUAACUGGGAGACGCGAGGAUUUGCAGAACAACAGCGUUCAGAGAUCGGGAAUAUCGACAAAUCAGGUGGCAUCAUGAGCAAAGUGCAGGGAGGGAUGAAAUGCGUGAAAUACCUGCUAUUCGUUUUCAACUUCAUCUUUUGGCUGUCGGGCCUGUUGGUGCUGGCUGUGGGACUUCGGCUCAGAUUUGACCCAGAAACAGUGGCACUGCUGACGGUUGACGACGCCCCCGAAACCUUCUUCAUAGCUGUGUACAUCCUCCUCGGUGCAGGAGGGCUGAUGAUGGUCGUCGGGUUCUUUGGUUGUUUUGGUGCUGUACGUGAGUCUCAGUGUCUUCUAGCAUCGUUCUUUGCUUGUCUCCUGAUCAUCUUUGGAGCAGAGAUUGCUGCUGGAGUGUUUGGAUUCAUAAACAAGAAACAGAUUGUUGAGGAAGUCCAAAAGUUUUACAGCGCCUCCAUCGCUGACGUCUCCACUCCGAAUGGCACCGCGAUCGCAUUCAUUUACCACAAAACUCUGAACUGUUGCGGAGGUUUCGCAUCACACAUGACCGUCGCACUUUGUGCAGAGGCAGAGGAGGACGUCCAGGACUGCCUCACUGCAAUAUCAGACUUCUUCAAUGACAAGCUGCAUAUUGUUGGAUUCACUGGGAUCGGGGUUGCAGGAGUGAUGAUCAUAGGAAUGAUCUUCAGUAUGGUUCUGUGUUGUGCCAUCAGGAACAACAGGGAGGUUAUAUAGAUGUCCAGAGGGAUCUGGUGGGGGAGUUCACUGAGUACCACAAAGAGCGAGUACAACACAUCCCAGGUGUCCACGGGGCCAAAUUCAACACGAUACGCUGGAAUCGUUAUCUUCACACCUUCUCCUCAACUCCACCAGCACUGGAAACGAUUAUGUCUCUGCUCCUCCACGUAACACAUGCUCUGCGACGUUCCUCAGCUUUGUCACACAGUGCUGCACUGCAAGCUACUAGUCGGUACACGACGCCUUCUUUGACACAGGAAUGUGCUGUAACUAUGGACAGCUAUUUUAUGCACCUGCAGUUAACUUUAUUUGUGCCCUUUCUAACCUGUUUGUGUGUGAUCAAUACUACUUUGUGUGCUUGAUUGUUUUGAGGACUAGCAGACCUUUGCCGAGUAGAUUUCCAUUAUGUGCCUUAAUUCAAACAGGAAACAAGCCUUCCGGCUGGCGGCACUAUUUACCUAUAUCGUGCGAUUUCAUUUGUACAUAUCGGCUCAAUGCCACCACUGUCAAGUAUUUCUACUUUAAAGCACAAUAGAGGAAGUGUAGAUGUGAUAUCAACCCAAAGGGUUAGGGAAGGUCUGAUGAUAAACUGCCACUCCGUUAAUCUCCAAAUUCAUCUAAGAAGGUCAUGAAUAACACUUGUGAGCUACUUUGCAUUUUGUGAAUCAUUUUUGGAAAUAAAUUUUGUUGCUGUGCCAAUAACUUGUGAAUUAUAGAAUAAUAUAGUUUUUGCCAUGAUGUUAACCGUAAUAAAAACAAAUACUUGGUGCUUUUA
Messenger RNA from Anarrhichthys ocellatus (wolf-eel), 1651 nucleotides. RefSeq names its product tetraspanin 2a (gene tspan2a). Bases 79 to 873 code for a protein of 264 amino acids. Lineage: Eukaryota; Metazoa; Chordata; Actinopteri; Perciformes; Anarhichadidae. The transcript has 9 exons. Gene Ontology annotation, cellular component: plasma membrane. The record is from RefSeq and is a predicted model, not a curated record.